ACCCGAAGCCUUGUGCUCGAACCCCGAUAGCAGUGCUCCUCACUUCUACGACAAAUAAAUUCCCCAAAGAAAAUUCAAACCUAAUUGACUAUUUUACCCUCCCCUCACAGUUCCCCAAAACAAAUUUUCGGAAAAGAUCAGGGAUUCAAUCGUCAAAAGAUUUUAUAAACUGCCUUAUAUUUUUUGUUUUAAUAAUUUCAAAAGGCCGUAAUAUCAGACUUCGCUGCAAAUUUUUUUUUUUAUUUUGCUUCGAAUGCUACAGUGAAGCUGGCUCAAGCGUAGUCAUCACCGUUGUCAACUCAACCUCGCCGUGCCAAGAUUUUUAGGGUUUCAGAUUAUCAGUCCCAAUGGUGGCGGAGUUUGGUUCUGGUUGGUUAAGGCCAAGUUAGUUAGAUCGGUAUUUAAAAGAGAGAGAGAGAGAGAGAGAGAGAGAGAGAGAGAGAGAGAGAGAGAGAGAGAGAUGGAAGAGGAGAUGGAGAUAGAGCCAGUGUUCGAGGUGCGAGAGAUUGAUCUUGAUUACGAGUUUGAUGCGACUCGGUUCUUUGAUUUCACUCGCGAGGAGUUGCCGACGGAGGCCAGAGAAGCUGAACUUUGGUUCGAGUCGGCGCCGACUUAUCCUCCCUCUCCUUUUGUGUCAAAGUUAGUUUUAAGGGAGGAAAGUCUCCUGGAAAUUGUGGCUACGUCUCCAAAAUGUAGAGAAGCGGAAGAUACUAGCACAUUACUUGAGAAUGAUUCCGAAGAUGUUAUGGCGUUGGAAUUUUCAGCUAUGGGUGACACUAACAGAGGCAAUGAAGGAAAUAACAGAGGGAUCUUCACCAAUAUACAGAAGGUUUUACAAAAAGCUCUGAAAGAACGAUUUCAAUUAACUACAGGCUUGACAACUUUCAAUCACAUACCAAACGAUAAGUUAAAAGCUAAAUCUAAGAGCAUGAAACCAUUUAUGCCAAGGAGCUCAACCCUUAUGAAACCUACUGUAAGUCAGUUAGCCAAACAAAAUCUGCCCCCUCAAGUUGCUACAUGCAGAUUUCAGAAGCUACAGGUGGUAAAUGGUGACAGAAGCUUAGGUCAUUCUUCUGUGCUUGAAAGUCAAGCUUCCAAGAGGCAGAAGCUUGAGGGCGGUCUCUCACGUAAGGUUGAUGAGGUGAGGCAGCAAACUAUUUUAGUCCACAAGGCACCUAAAAGGGAUGGAACUGAAAGAAACACUAUCAAUACCAAACUGAAGCUUACCAUUCCAAGGGAACCUGAGCUUGAAACAGCACACAGGGCUCAAAGAAUACGGCCUAAGAAUGGUACAGAACAGGAGCAUGUUACAUCUGUCACUCAUAGAUUCAAAGCACGGCCAUUGAAUAGAAAAAUUCUCGAGGCUCCUUCGUUGCCUCUUUCAAAGAAGAGUAUUCCUAAGUUGCCAGAGUUUCAAGAAUUUCAUCUGAAGACAUCAGAAAGAGCUGUGCAACUCUCAUCAGCUGUAUCAUCCUCAUUCCAAACAAAUAAUGCUGAUAAGGGGUCUGAGAAACCUUGUACAAUUUCUGCUAACUGCAAUGGAACUAGAGAAGCCAGAAGACCAAGUGCCAUGGAUGCCAUUAGGCAGGAUGCUUGUGACACAAAGUACAACUUCAAAGCUCGUCCUUUAAAUAAGAAGAUAUUUUCCAGUAAAGGAGAUAUUGGUGUUUUCCGAAAUAUCAAAAGGGAAACCACAGUGCCAAUGGAAUUUAAUUUCCAUACAGAGAAGAAAAUUCCCCAAAAUCCACCUAUAGAACUUUUUAGUAAGCUAUCUCUUGCGACUGAACUACAGCCAAGCAAUGGAUCUCAGAUGAAGUUGCCUCAUCCUACAAAGGGCUCAAAAGAAAAUAGAUGGAAUUCUUUCCAUCCAGAACAUGGGAUGAGGCAUUUGGCAAAGGAAAAAGAACAUGUGUUUGGCGGCAAGAACAUUCAGUGCGAGAGUGAUGGUUUUGUCACUGAAGUUGGUAAUCAAUUCAGCAUGAGGAGCUUGGGCAUCCGCUAAAAGUAAAGUGGCUGUUUGUUCGGAAUUUUGACGGAUCAACACUUGACAAUUGCACAAACCUCAUCAACAAACAAAGUUUUUGCUGCACAUGGAAUCUGUUGAUAUCCAACUCUACUAGAAAUCUGUUGAUAUGCAACUUUACCAGAAAUCAAUCUUUACCUCUAAAGAAACUGACAUGCUAGAUAGAUGAACUUUCGUGCUCCAUACUUCUGGGUCACAAGUCCUUGAUACAAUAAAAAUGUUACAGUUGUACAGCCAAUCAAGGCCUCGUACCAUUUCCUUUGACGUUAAUUUUGUAGCAUUACCGCAAAUAUGAUGGCCGUUAGUUCGGAAAUGUAACCCAUUUACUAGUUUCUUCAGAAACCCCUGGUGCUCAAUUCAAUUUUAUGUCAGGUUGGAUGAAUCUGUAAGUCCAUCUUCUGCUUGUGUGCAGAUUGCAGCUAGUAUGCUACUCUAUAUUGUAUUAUUUGUCUACGGAGUUGUUCUUCGGUAGAGCAUUUUUCGUCCAGUGCUUUAAAUCAUAAGCCUUUUUGAAGGGCCUCUUCUCUUUGUUAUAGCAACGGCAAGACCUUUCGGAAACAAUGUCUGCCAAAAGAAGGCAUAAAGAAGGGUGGACGUGAACAGUAGACGCCAUUGCUGACGACUUGAAUGAAAGAGAGAGGGCAAGCCUCUUGCUUAAAACAGAAGGAGCCUGCUCUGCAUACUAGAUCAUUGCUGCUCUGCAUACUAGAUCAUUGCUACUGAUGCAGUCUUGGGAAAGGUCUAUGACCACCAUGCGACGGAGAACCUUCAAAAUUAACUGUUAAAUUAAUGAUUCAGAAUUAUAUCAUCUGAUUGAAAGAAACUCGGACUGUGAUAUCGGUCAAGAGUUUGCGUACCUGAAUCCUGUAAAGGAGUUGAUCCUAACGACUAGUAAAAUAUAGAACAAUGGUAGAAAAAGCAUGUCGGGCACUCACCUUAUUUGUAUAUUUUUUUGUCACAUGUUCGAAUCAGUUCUAAAAAGAAUUGUGACUGAUGGAAUAAUGGAAUCCCAUUCGAUAGUAGAGUUUAAACCCAACAGAAAAAAUCCAAGGUGCCACAGCUACACGGUGAGGAAGCCUGCUGCCCUGAACCUUCAGCUUAAAUUUGGCUUCAAACGCUGGAACCAAACAAUCUCUGCCGGCUAGGAUGCUAAACAUAGAAAAUUUGUCGUCUUUUUCUCCUUUUUGUUCCAACAUUUCUCAAAGCCUCAAACUGCACUUACAUGCAGGUGACCGCACGGUGUUCACCACAAUAGUUUGCAGUCAUGAUAACAUCAGUCAUAGGAAAGUGACUAGAAUUGUUCGGGCAACUAAUC
Molecule: messenger RNA, 3338 nt
Organism: Durio zibethinus
Lineage: Eukaryota; Viridiplantae; Streptophyta; Magnoliopsida; Malvales; Malvaceae
Product: protein TPX2
Biological process (GO): regulation of mitotic spindle organization; mitotic spindle assembly; activation of protein kinase activity
Cellular component (GO): spindle; nuclear microtubule
Molecular function (GO): protein kinase activator activity; microtubule binding
Source: RefSeq, a predicted model, not a curated record